AUGUUUCGCGCUCAGGCAAACACAUUCGACGAGGUCGUCACCAAGGCGACGGACGAGAACUUGACAUCGGAGAACUGGGCUCUCAUCCUCGAUGUAUGCGAUCGCGUGUCGACAUCGCCCACCGGGCCCCAGUCUGUCACGGCUGCCUUGAUCAAGCGCCUCGCCCACCGCAACGCCAACGUCCAGCUGUAUACCCUCGAGCUCGCCAAUGCUCUGUCGCAAAACUGCGGUGCACCCAUUCACCGAGAGCUAUCCUCCCGUUCCUUCACCGAAGCCCUUCUUCGUCUGGCCGCCGAUCGCAAUACACACCAGCAAGUCAAGAGCAAGAUCCUCGAGCGCAUGCAAGAAUGGAAAGACAUGUUCAAGGGAGACGCCGAUCUGGGUAUCAUGGAGCAAGCCUACGACAAGCUGCGCUCUUCAAAUCCCGGUCUUGCUCCUCCAAGCAAGCCCGUCAAGCGACAAAUCGAGGACACAGACCGUCGCAAGGAAGAGGAAGAGCUGCAAAUGGCACUUGCCUUGAGUCUGAAGGACAAGGGCUCUCAACCUGAACCUGAGGCUUCCUCGGCAACUUCUCCUCAGCCUCAAGCUGAUGCCCAACAAGGCACGACAGCCGCCACUGUCAGCCGAGUCAAGGCUCUCUACGACUUCAUUCCUUCUGAGCCUGGUGAGCUGGCCUUUAAGAAGGGCGAUGUCAUUGCCGUGAUUGAAUCGGUAUACAAGGACUGGUGGAAAGGAUCUUUGCGUGGACAGACUGGUAUCUUCCCGCUGAACUACGUUGAAAAGCUGCAAGAUCCUACGAGAGAGGAGCUUGAAAGAGAUGCUCAGACCGAGGCCGAUGUCUUCUCACAAAUCAGGAAUGUCGAGAAGUUGUUGGCUCUGCUCAGUGUCAAGGGAGAGAACUCGCGGGACACAGGCAGCGAAGACGAGAUCACUGAUCUGUACAACCAGACCUUGUCAAUCCGACCCAAGUUAAUUGAGCUCAUUGGAAAGUACUCGCAGAAGAAGGAUGAGUUCACGCAGCUGAAUGAGAAGUUCAUCAAGGCUCGUCGUGAUUACGAAGCCCUUUUGGAAUCAUCCAUGUCACAACCACAAUACGCCGCCCCUGCCAGACAACAUUCUGGGGGCUACUACAACCCCUAUCCUCCAAUGCAAUCUGGCUACCCUCCACAGGGCCCUCCCCCUGACCAGCGCUUCUACAACCAACCACCACCCUCCGAGGCACCUCAAAACGCUUACUCCUAUCCUCCCCCAAUGAGCAACCCAUCGGCCACUCCAGCACCGGCCCCCUUCCACUUUCUUCCCAAUGGUGCUCCACCACCGGAAGCUCGUCAAAGCCCUAAGCCCAUGGGUCCCGGUCCAAGCGCUCCUCCAGGAGAUGGUGCAUACAACCCGAACAUGCAUCCCUACAACAACCGCCCUCAAAGUAUUCACACUCUAAACUCGGGAAACCCGCAAGAGCUCAGCACGAGUGCGUACGAAAGCCCGACUGAUGGUCGCAACAAUGUUUAUGGUGCAGGUGCCCCGGUACCAGCACCCCUGAACUACACUUCUACACCGCAGCCUCAACAACCAACAAACGCACCCCCUGCUCCUCCACAGCAACAGCAGAUGCCGAUCAGACAACGUACUUCGAGCUUUGAAAGUCCGACUUCCGCAUACUCGGCUCAAGCACCUCAGGAUACAGCAACCACCUCAUACCCUGCACAAUACCCGCCCCAGCAGCAUGGCAACCAGUCUUAUACCAGUCUGGGAGGUGGCCAACCUUCUGCACCGCCUACAUCGGCACCAGCUUAUCAGGCAUACAACCCUCAGGGUGCACCACCACAGGGACAGCAACAGCCACCUCAGCAGCAGUACGCACCACCAGCUGGAGGUGACGAUGCUAGCGACUACUACCGCUAG
This is a messenger RNA of Aureobasidium pullulans EXF-150, 1902 nucleotides long. RefSeq names its product SH3 domain protein. NCBI's taxonomy places the organism in Eukaryota, Fungi, Ascomycota, Dothideomycetes, Dothideales, Saccotheciaceae. The coding region runs from base 1 to 1902 and encodes 633 amino acids. Gene Ontology annotation, cellular component: ESCRT-0 complex. The record is from RefSeq and is a predicted model, not a curated record. Gene Ontology annotation, molecular function: ubiquitin binding; phosphatidylinositol binding. Gene Ontology annotation, biological process: protein transport to vacuole involved in ubiquitin-dependent protein catabolic process via the multivesicular body sorting pathway. The transcript has 3 exons.